Anolis sagrei ordinatus is the source of this 13700-nucleotide messenger RNA. The record is from RefSeq and is a predicted model, not a curated record. Lineage: Eukaryota; Metazoa; Chordata; Lepidosauria; Squamata; Anolidae.
GCCUGCCAUAAUGUCUCUUGGCUUUGGUGUGUCCUGGUCAAGAGAGGAAGUUGUCAAGACCUUGCAACUCUCCUACUCUCUCGUGUGCGAGAUCUGUGCAUGGGUGCCUGUGAGCAUGUGUCCAUGUGAUUAUGUUAUUGAGCAUGGCUCCAUAAGAGAGAGUGUAUUGGUUGGUGUAGGGUGUGUGUGUGCGUUCAUCAUUUUUAUCCUUUCAUAACUGUACCUUGAUUACUCAGUGGAAGCUGUCUAGGCAUAUGCAUAACAAGAUGUGCUUCAGCCCUCUGAUACCAAUUGAAAUAUACCUGUUGAAAUCAGUGGGCUGGAUGUAACAUAGCUGUUAUCCUCUCACACAGAGCUCCCAAUCUUCAGCAGUCUCAGAAGUAGAAGUUAAUUCAUGAGACAGAAAUCUCUUUGAACAUUGAUAGCUGUUAAUUACAAUUACUUUUGAAUGCUUACUCUGCAUCUAGGAAAUUCUCAAGAUGUUUUGCUGCCUGAGAAAAGGAUAAGAUCACAUCUGUAGACCCUUAGUACCAUGGAGAGAAGUUGACUGGCUUGAUAGUAAGACAAGAUGCUCCACCAUGCCUGAUAAUAAUCUGGCUGAAAGGUUGUAGAAUAGAAGCAGCUGCCACUUACACAUAACCAGAAUUUACAAUAUGAGACGGUUGUCUCAUUCUGUCUGGCCCUGUUUUCAGCCUUUCCUGGUUUUUCACUGAUUUAGUUCAGUCUUUGAACAUUCCAGAUGUGUUAGAUUGUAACAAAAUUCCCAUGUUAAUUGAAUUCAUACAAGGCAGAAUAGAAUUAUAGACUUGGAAGGACCCCGAUGGGCCAUCAGGUCUGAACCUCUGCUCAGUACAGAUUCUCCAGCAUAAGCAUCCCCAGCAGAUAGCUGUCCAGUCUGUCUUUGAAGAUGUCCAGAGAAGGAGGUCUCACCACCUCUCUAGGCAAUUGGCUCCAUUACCAAACCACUCUUACUGUCAAGAAGAUAGUGUCAUGUUCUAACAGUUCUUGGGAGGAAUUUAAUAUGACUGAUUUGCCUUAAGAUGGCAGCAUAAACUUCUGAAAGCAUGGAACUCACAUUCUACUUAGUCCAAGGCCUGUGUUCUUCCUUCAGGCCUCUUCUCAUAAGAGACACCCAAAGAUAGGCCAGGCUUCCACCACACCAUAGAUGUUUUAUGGACAAUUAAGCUCUUACUUCCAGAAUAGAGCGUUGAUAUUCCCUGAGAACUCUUCCAGGUCAUGUUGUUUCUGACAUCUUGUCUCAAAUUACCUUCUUCCUAUUUCCUGCUACCUGCCACCCCAUUGCUUGCUGCUUCCACCUGUUUUGUCAUUCACUUUUCUUUUUUUUUAACCUAUAGGGCCUUAUUCAAAUCUUCUGCUGAUCUCUGAUAUAAUGCUACAAGACAUUUUGCUUGCACUUACAAAGAUCCAUAUUGCUUCCUGUCUGAACACAUCCCACUUCACCUGUCCCAUAUCAUGUGCCGUGAUCAUGCCCUAACCCUUUGCUUGGACUCAUUAUUUCCUAUUUCUCCACAUCAUUCUGUCAGGCUUGCUGACCCCAUUGUUAGAAUAAAAAUAUUCAAAAAAGAAUGUAUGCCUUUGUGACUUCAAGUCUGAAUGAUUUCUCAUGGUAUAGUCUGAGAAAGUAUAUUCCCAUGUGACUGAACACUAGUAUAUGGGUGCCUGUGAGGAUGUGGAUACUUAACAAGAGCAUAUGAUGGACUAAUAGGUGUGCAUGAGGAUGAGAGUGAGUUAAUGGUUGAAUGGUUGUGUAUGGAAUGUGUUUAUGUGACAGCACAAACAGACUUUGAGUGUAACUUUAUAAGUGUGUUAGGAAAUGCUGUGAAUGUGGUUGAGAAUGUCCAUUGUCUGUUCUAGCACCUGCACUGUCUCGUGUUUGUAUGCUGAUGAUUGUGAAUGUGGAUAUGAAUGAAAUGUGCUGGGAUUGUGUGCCUGCUCUGGAUAGUUUUUAUCCACAUUUUUCAAUAGGAUAUAAAAUUCUCCAGAGCAUGGACACAGCAUUUUCUCUAUCUGUCCAGUAUAGGCUGUUUUUGGGAGGGUGCAGGAAGAGAACAUCAAAUGAAAUGCAGAGUUAACUAGUUCAAGCUAAAGUAUCUUUCAAGAGAAUUUUUGUUAGGGAUUAAAAUCACAUGGGGAGAAAACCUCUGGACGUAGAAACUGAACACCACAAUGCAUAUGCAAAAUGACUGUGCUGUCUUUGAGAAUAUUGUAAAUCCCUCAUGAAAGAUAAAUGUAAACAGAUGUGAAGGUCAAAUUAAACAUUUAUUUGAAGAUCUUCCAGAUGAAUUCAUGCAUGUGAGAAGAUGCGUGGGUAGCCUGUUGAACACUCAACAGUCUCUAUAUAGUUAUGUUUCAAGCAGCCAAGCAAGUAGCCGCUUCCAUAUCUGAUUGUAAUGACAGCUGUGAAGUUUGUUAGAUGUGGCAAUAAUAUCUGUGCAGAGACCACCAGGUUAGUUAGAACAGAUCUCUCACCUGGUAGAUAUUUAAUACUAUAUUUAGCUUUUCAUUGCACUCUACAAAUUCAUCCUUUUGUUCUGUGAAGUGACCAUAUAUACAGUCAUUGUGUGUGGAACUUAUUACAUGAUGCUUUUUAAGUGUAGAUGAAGACCAGAGCUGGAAAAGGAUAUUUUUGGGGAUGACAGUUCCCAGAAUGUCUUUGUCAGCAUGUUGGCUGGGGGACUCUAGUAUUCUGGCAAAAAGGUAAUCUUUUCAAUCUCUGAAGAUGGCGAGGACCCAGGAAGCCAAUGAUCACAGGAGAAUGUCUAUUACAGGAAGUAAUCUGUCUACAGAAAGUCUGGUUUCAAUAUAACCUGGUGAAAAUGGCAGUAUUCUUAGAGUGCAUAGUUAUUUUAUUUUUUGUUGUUGAUGAGUCUAAAAGAAGACUAAAAAUCAUGUGGACCUACAUAUGUUAUCAGAUUGCAGUUCCUAGCGGCUCUACACAAUAGUGAGGAAUGCUGAGAGUUGUUAUUCUCUGAGGGCAACACAAUUCUCACUCUUGUCUAAUGGUAUCAAUAAGAGGUUUUACUCACUAUCAUAUAUGUUUGUUUGUUUUUUGCUAUUCAUAGCUAAUCUUUAUCUCAUCUAUUGAAAUCCUAAUCUUAGCUGGAUCAACAAAAUCUAGGAAGGUCUUAUCAAAACUGUUUGAAAAUGUGUGUGUCUUUAAUCCCAUUUCUAAUACCUCCUGUUCAUCUCAAUUGUCAAAAUGUGAGAUUUUUUUCCUGUUGUCCUCACUAACAGUUACUUUCUCAUUCAGUUUCCAAACAGGGCAGCAUGGCCCCUGCAGCUCUCUUCCCUGGAGAAGAGAAUUUGAAUAUUGACUGAUUGCAUGACUCUUUCCCUAUGUUCCUGCACUUCCAUGCCCUUUCCUUUCCUUUCCUUUCCUUUAUCCAUUCCACCUUUGUGCUGAGAUGCAAUUAACUGUGUUUUUCUUUUAUGGAAGAUUAGAUUAUAUGUGGCAGGCUGGGCUACCAUAGCCAAGUCUCUAACCAUGCCUGUUAACCUGUUGAUUCCUUUGGGGAAAAUGCAAAACUGAAAGGGUAAGAGUAAAGUGUUGGGACUGUCGGACUUCUGGAAAUGCAGUUGAGCAUGAUUAUUGACAGCAUAGUUAACAUAAAUGCCUCUACCACAGAGAUCUAGUACAAAUUCAAAAAGCAUAACACACCCAUCCCACAAAAAAAAUUAACUCCAUGUGGCUCAUGAUACAAAACAAGAAACAAAUUUUGAAUUAGGAAUCAUUUUACAUGGCAGAACACUAAUAAAAUGUGUUCUGCCAUGUAACAAGUGAAUAAUUUGUACAAGUGAACAAGUGAAUAAUUUGUAACUGUUGAAGGUAAAGAGUAAUGAAUGGAUAGGUGCAGAUAUCAUAUAAUGUUGUUGGCAUUAUAUGAUGCUUAAAUUUACAAGCCAUGCUUUUACAUCAGUUAGUAACCUAAAAUCAGACAUUGUUUAGGCUGACAGUGGUGGUCUGAUUGACUAUCCAUAAGAACUAUUGGUUCUAUAUGUGCCCUCUUUCUAUGAAAGAUACUGAAGACCAGUCUUCAUUUCUAUCAGCAUUUAUUUUCCAGGCUACAGUUUAGUUUGUUGCCUAAGACAUUGCUGUUAGUCCAGUUUCCUCAUGAUUACAAGGUAAGUGAAAUAUAGGUAUAUAAAGAUGUUGUGCAAGUUAAGGGCAUCAUAGGGAUGUCCAUAGUAAAUAGCUGCUAUAUAAUGUCAUACAAGUUGGACCUACCUUCACCAACAAGGUGUGGCAGAUGUCUAUAAUUAAGUGCAAUAGCAAGUGAAAGCACACUAAGUAUAGCAUCAUUCUUGUCGAAUUACUGAAGUAAAGCAAAGCGUUUGAAGUAGUAACUUGCACUGUAAUAAGAAUUAAUUUAAAGGCAUUGGUUUUUCUGCCCAGGUGGACAUGUACUCAAAGCAGCAUCAGUCCCCAGUACAACAUUUGUGAACAGAUGGUACAGAUCCGAGAUGAUCACAUCCGUUUUAUCUCUGAACUUGCUCGCUACAGCAACAGUGAGGUUGUGACUGGCUCCGGCUUGGACAGCCAGAAAUCAGAUGAAGAAUACAGAGAGCUUUUUGACCUGGCUUUACGAGGCCUGCAGCUUUUGUCUAAGUGGAGUGCCCAUGUUAUGGAAGUGUAUUCCUGGAAACUGGUCCAUCCUACCGAUAAGUUUUGUAACAAAGAUUGCCCAGGCACCGCCGAGGAAUAUGAGAGAGCCACACGGUAUAAUUAUACCAGUGAGGAAAAAUUUGCUUUUGUUGAGGUGAUUGCUAUGAUAAAAGGUCUCCAAGUACUUAUGGGUCGCAUGGAGAGUGUCUUCAAUCAGGCCAUCAGGAACACAAUCUAUGCUGCUCUGCAGGAUUUUGCCCAGGUGACUCUUAGAGAGCCACUGAGGCAAGCUGUGAGGAAGAAGAAGAAUGUUCUCAUCAGUGUCCUUCAGGCAAUUAGAAAGACCAUCUGCGACUGGGAGGGAGGACGCGAGCCUCCAAAUGACCCUUGCCUGAGGGGAGAAAAGGACCCCAAAGGUGGUUUUGAUAUCAAGGUCCCACGGCGAGCUGUAGGGCCUUCUAGCACACAGCUUUACAUGGUGAGAACUAUGCUGGAAUCCCUCAUUGCAGAUAAGAGUGGCUCAAAGAAGACCCUCAGGAGCAGCCUGGAUGGACCCAUAGUGCUGGCUAUUGAAGAAUUCCACAAACAGUCCUUUUUCUUUACUCAUCUUCUCAAUAUAAGUGAGGCCCUCCAGCAGUGCUGCGAUCUGUCCCAACUUUGGUUCCGAGAAUUUUUUCUGGAAUUGACCAUGGGCCGCCGAAUUCAGUUUCCUAUUGAGAUGUCUAUGCCUUGGAUUCUCACAGACCACAUCCUGGAAACCAAAGAACCUUCCAUGAUGGAGUAUGUGCUCUAUCCAUUGGACCUCUACAAUGACAGUGCAUAUUAUGCUUUGACCAAAUUUAAAAAGCAGUUUCUCUAUGAUGAAAUUGAAGCAGAAGUUAACCUGUGUUUUGAUCAGUUUGUGUAUAAACUGGCAGACCAAAUCUUUGCUUAUUAUAAAGCAAUGGCUGGGAGUGUCUUACUGGAUAAACGAUUCCGGGCUGAAUGUAAAAACUAUGGAGUAAUUAUCCCUUAUCCACCUUCCAACCGAUAUGAAACAUUACUCAAACAGAGGCAUGUCCAGCUACUAGGAAGGUCAAUCGACCUAAACAGGCUUAUCACCCAGCGGAUCUCAGCUGCAAUGUACAAAUCAUUAGACCAGGCUAUUAGUCGCUUUGAGAGUGAAGAUCUGACCUCCAUUGUGGAGCUGGAGUGGCUUUUGGAGAUAAAUCGUCUGACACAUAGACUACUGUGCAAACACAUGACCUUGGAUAGUUUUGAUGCCAUGUUUCGAGAGGCCAAUCACAAUGUUUCAGCUCCUUAUGGGCGCAUCACACUACAUGUCUUCUGGGAGCUUAAUUUUGACUUCUUACCUAAUUACUGCUACAAUGGGUCUACUAACAGAUUUGUGCGAACGGCCAUUCCAUUCACCCAAGAACCCCAGAGAGAUAAACCAGCCAACGUUCAGCCGUAUUAUCUUUAUGGAUCCAAGCCACUCAACAUUGCUUACAGCCACAUUUAUAGUUCAUAUCGGAACUUUGUGGGGCCUCCUCACUUCAAGACAAUCUGCCGCCUCCUUGGAUACCAGGGGAUUGCUGUGGUUAUGGAGGAGCUACUCAAAAUUGUCAAGAGCCUGUUGCAAGGGACCAUCCUUCAGUAUGUGAAAACCUUGAUAGAGGUGAUGCCCAAAAUCUGCCGACUGCCAAGGCAUGAGUAUGGAUCUCCAGGAAUCCUGGAGUUUUUCCAUCACCAACUGAAGGACAUAAUUGAGUAUGCAGAGUUAAAGACAGAUGUGUUCCAGAGCUUGAGGGAAGUGGGUAAUGCCAUUCUUUUUUGCCUUCUCAUAGAACAGGCCUUGUCCCAAGAAGAAGUGUGUGAUUUGCUGCAUGCUGCUCCUUUCCAAAAUAUUUUGCCCAGGGUCUACAUCAAAGAAGGAGAACGCUUGGAGGUACGCAUGAAGCGUCUCGAAGCCAAAUAUGCCCCACUUCACCUGGUUCCCUUAAUAGAGAGGCUGGGAACACCUCAGCAAAUAGCCAUAGCUCGUGAAGGAGACUUACUGACCAAGGAAAGGUUAUGCUGUGGCCUGUCCAUGUUUGAGGUUAUCCUGACCCGCAUUCGGAGCUACCUUCAGGACCCCAUCUGGCGUGGACCUCCCCCAACCAAUGGUGUCAUGCAUGUUGAUGAAUGUGUGGAGUUUCACCGACUCUGGAGUGCCAUGCAGUUUGUAUACUGCAUUCCUGUGGGAACAAAUGAAUUUACUGCUGAACAGUGUUUUGGAGAUGGUUUGAAUUGGGCCGGUUGUUCAGUCAUAGUUCUUCUGGGACAGCAGCGUCGCUUUGAUCUUUUUGACUUUUGUUACCACCUGUUGAAAGUGCAGAGACAGGAUGGGAAGGAUGAAAUCAUAAAGAAUGUGCCACUUAAGAAAAUGGCUGACCGGAUAAGGAAGUACCAGAUUUUGAACAAUGAAAUUUUUGCCAUUUUGAACAAGUACAUGAAGUCAGUGGAAACAGACAGCUCUACAGUUGAGCAUGUGCGUUGCUUCCAACCCCCCAUCCACCAGUCCUUGGCUACCACCUGUUAAGUGGUUGAUAUUGGAAAUGCAGUGUAUUUGUGGCUCUCCAUCUGAAAUCAUUGAAAGGACCCAGUGAAGACCUGGAAGGGAAAACCUGAGAACACAGAUCUGACAACAGUGCAGAUGAAGAUAGACCCAAUAGACAAAUAGGCAUUUUCAAAAAAAGACCUAGUUUAAAUGCAUGCCCUUCUGUAUCCAGUGUGAUGAGGAGCAAAAAGUUUUUUUUUCUUCUUCUAUGGUUUCUUCAGAGUUCAUGAUGACCCGGAACCACACAGUCAAGCACAAACUGUAUGGUUUUUAAAAUUCAUUGUUAUGAGGAUUCCAACUGAAGUGGCCAGUGUUUCAAAAUGUUGCAAGUCUUCCUCUGAUGUAAGUGUUUAACACUUGGACAUAAUGAUUUCCCCUUCCAGGUGAUGCAGAAAUGGUUUAUUGACUCAUGCAAAGAAAAUCUUGUUGUAUGGAGAACGUACCCAUCUAGACUCAGUGAGGGUUUGGUAUUGCUGUGUUUUCUCCUAUUUGCUAAGACAAAUUCACAAUGUCCCUGAUUUUCUGCUCACUGUCAUUUCUGUGGUGGACCUACAAAGUCAAAGAUGAUAAUCCUGCAUUUUAUACCAGUUCUUGUUAACCAUGGAUUAUCUGAACCUGGCUUAAUUCAUUAUUCUCUGGUAGUAAGAUGAUAGAGAUCCUGGAGAAGAGGCAGAGCUUGCCAUGGCCUAGACCCCUGGUGAAAUAUCAGUGUCAAAAUACAAGUCAGAACUGAUCAGGUCAGAACCAGUACAUUCUUUCAGAAAUCUGAGCAUUGGUACAUGUACAGUUGACAUGCUGUAUUCACAGAUUUAACCAUCCAUAAUUUGAAAAUAUUCCAAAAACCAAACAUUGAUUUUGCCAUUUUAUAUAAGGGAUACAAUUUUACAAUAUAAUGAGACCUGAGCAUCCAGGGAUUCUGGUUUCCAUAGAGAACCUGGAAGCAAAUCCUAGAAGGUACCAAGUCCCAAUGUAGCUCAUGAUUUCCUUACCUCCCCCCCCCCCUUGGAAUAAAUGAUAUAAAAUAAUUAGAAUAAGCUGAACAUUUUUAUAUUCUGGGAAAUUUGGUAAUUAGUUCAGGAUUGCAUAUAUAAACAAGCAUUAACAACGUUAAGAUUACUCCCAACAGGACACUUGGUCUGUGACUAUGUGUAUACCUUCCACAGACAAUACAGUUAACCAGCUCUCUAUCUCAACCUUGUAAAAAAAAGAUAAACAUAAGAAACUCUAUAUGAAUAAUUCAUAAAAUCAUGGGAGCUUAGAGCUCUCCCACUAUUGCUCUUGAUACCAGAUUACAUCUGUCAAUGUGCCCCAAAAGAUUAGUCUCUGUGUUUUGAUGAGGAUAUACUACCUACCCAUAAAAGAUGUAAAUAAGUAACAUGACUCUCAUGAGAACAAAAUGCAAGCUUGUUGAGACAAGACUAUAUACUUCAAGCAAAUAAGUCAUGCAACAAUGCCACAGAAAAAUGGAGCCAAUGAACUAGUCACUACCAAGUGUGGUGGGACUGCUGAACUUUGAUGUGGUGAUAAACUGGACUUGAGAUUGUAGAACAAGUUUGGUGACCUAAACAUAACACUAUUAUGUCAAAAAAGGACAAGAAAUAAGCCUUAAGGGAAUAAUUAAUUUGUAAGCCACCUAAGUAAAAUUCAGUCUUGAAAGUUGCUCCUGGUUAGGGAGGAGAAUUUCAGAAAUGCUAUUCUCUAAAGUUUAGAUGACUCAAAUUUAAUGUUCUUCAAGAAAAGGACAGGAUUUUAUUUCACAUCUCAUCCUCAAAUUAAUUCCUAAAUUAAGGAAGUACUUAAAAUGGUACUCGUUUUCCUUAUUAGAUGUUUAAAGCAAAAGGCACGUUGCACCAGAAAGUAUUACAAGUGCAAGGACGUAGCCCAGUUAAUUUCAUGGAGGCUUUUUUGAGAGAACUUCUUGGGGAACUAUACAUCAGAAUAUUACAAAAGAGUUCUGUUUUUAUCCUAUUAAAAAAACAAAACAAAAGAUGGUCUCUUUCAGUGUCAGGACAGACCUCAAAUUAUCUAGCUCGCUGAAGUUUUUUUUUUCCUUCACCGUACCUCAACUAAGCCAGUCUCCUUGCACCUGAUUUCAGAUGCUUCAGUCUGGGAUUUUUCUUCUAACUAUAUAACUUUAAUUGCUUUAAUUGCUGAUAUUUGAUGGAUUAGUGACAGGUGUUGUGAAUUUAAGAGACCACAAACAGGUUUUUCCUCUUCUUGGGUGAGAAAGCAUGGGAGGUAUAAACAUGUUAAUUUUCUCGCUCUGUCCCAAGAGAGAACAUUCUGUUUGAAGGAGCUGCAGUAGCAUAAAAUUGUGAGCAUGGGCUAUAUUCCUUUUCCAAAUGCCUUUGUGCCUUUAAAGACAUGUGUUUGUACAGUGACGCAUUAAAAUAUGACCCCACAGAGCCCAUUGAACAUAUUUACCAGUUAUGAGUAGUGAAGAAGUUAGUCAAACUAACUGCAAUAUAUUUUUAACAUUAGCAUGAUAGGCAUGGUUCAGAGAAGUCGCAUAAAAAUUGACUCUGGCAAAAGCAAUGAGGAAAAGAGCUGAAGAGUCUAAAGCAGUGGUUCUCAACCUGUGGGUCCCCAGGUGUUUUGUCCCACAACUCCCAGAAAUCCCAGCCAGUUUACUAGCUGUUAGGAUUUCUGGGAGUUGAAGCCCAAAACAUCUGGGGACCCACAGGUUGAGAACCACUGGUCAAAAGGGAGAGAAAAUCCUCUUUCUUAUUCUAGCUCUCUGUGGAAGAGUUCAGGGGCUUCAGGAUUUUUGUGGGGAGCAAGUGCAGUCUUAUCUGUGACUUAACCUAAUUAUCAUCAUACCACCUAGCAGCUCAUGACUUCAAAAGAAAGUUAUGCCAAACGCGAGUAUAUAAAUAUUCCUGAAUUAAGUUUAUUAAUUUAUUCAGAGCUUAGAACACUGAGUUUGGCAAUGAAUUUGAUCAUGUUAAACAUGAGAAAUUCAUUUAUUACUGCCAACACUAAUAACUGAAAUCAUUUGCCUGGUUGUGUUACUGUUAGCUAACUUUUGUUGAGGAUGUUAGUUCAGGUUCUCUCCAUCAUAUUUACAGGCGACAACAUGGAGGUUAUCAGUGUCAACUCAAAGGGUUUAUGCUGUUGCCAGCUUUUUCAAAAGAUCUGGCAUUUUUUUUUUAAAUUUGCUUUCUUCCACCCUCAUUUUUACCAGAUAGACUACAAAACACAUAUUAUUGUUGCCAAGGAAUGUUGGCGCUCAGCCAUGUCUAGUAACUGUCAGGUUGGAAAGUUUGUCAUCUACACCUCACAAUAUCAUACACUUCACCCAAACUUGACAUGCCUUGUUUGUUUAAAAGUUAAUGAGGAGUUAUGCAUUUCAGUGAGAAGACGCUGAUCCACUACAAGUGCAGCAAUAAGUGGAUAACCACAAGGAUCAGGCCUCUCUACAUUUUCCUGCAACUGAAUUGCUGCAUCAUUUCUACUUCCCCACUCUCAACCAAGAAGUCUAAUCUACCAGGAUCAGGGGGAGACCUGCAACAUAUUUCAUUUAAAUGAUCAAGCAUCUGACAAGCCCACUCUUUUCUGUGCCUUGUUUUUUGUGUGACCCUAAGACAAAGCUGUCAUGGGCUUUUCUUGGCAAAAUUUCUUCCAGGAAGGUUUGCUUUUGCUUUCUCUGAGGCUAGGAGAGUGCAACUUUCCCAAGGUUACCCAGUGGAUUUCCAUGACCAAAUGGGAAUAGUCUCAAGCCAGUGCUCAAACCACCACAACAUGUUUCUUUCUUUUUCUGCACCUAUUUUACCUUAGUUGAGAGAGAAGGGAGGUACACAACAAAACAGAAGAGAAGGGAAAAGGGGAGAGGAAGACAAGAGAAAAGGAAAGGACAAAGGAAGUUGAGAAAAAUUUUGAACUUUAAUUAUCCUAGCUCAUAGCACUCUGUACGUAUACAAAAUUAUAAAGAGCAAUUUGUCCCAAAUAAUUUUACACAAGAUUGUAUUUUAUACAUCAAUAUAUAGUAGAAAUCAGGACAGAAUAUAACCAAUCAAGGAAGAGAAGUUUGAUACUGAAGAGUGCCACAAAUGCAUCUUGGCUCCCCUAAAGACUCCAAAGAUAUUUCUCCAAUCAAAGGCCACUGGGAGAGAGAGAGAGAGAGAGAGAGAGAGAGGCCUACCUUUCAAAUUUAAAAGACCUGAUAUUUUGAAAAAGCCCAGACUGCUUGAGAGCCUUGGUCCCCAAACAAAUCAUUCCUAUCCAACCCAUUCCAAAAAUCACACCCUUCUAUAAUUUGAUUGAUGCUUCUUUUGCGCUACAUAAUUCAAGAAAGUAAUCAAAUUUCUUCCUUAAUUUUUUUCCUUUUUUCUCCUGUCUUCCUCCUUGUAGCCUUCCAAAUUAGUCUAAUGAUAGAACCGUGUGAUGCAUUUCCUCCCAUCCUAUUUUUUUCUCCUGAGGCAGUAGUUUUCCUAGUUUACUGAAUCUGACAAUGAAAGAGGAACCCAUUCUAAUGAAUUUGAAAAAAAAAGAUGAGCAUGAUUAAGCAAAUCAAUUUUUAUUCAACAUUAAUUGGGGAAUCUAGAGAGUUUGAGAAAAUUACCAGAACCACCAAAUGAAGAAAAUGAUUUAAUUCCAAACUCUGGCUUCAUUAUAUGUGGGGUUGUUGGGGUGGGGGUUGAAUGACCUGUGGAAUUGUAAAGAGUUGAUAAGUCCACUAUUUUUUGUAUAAAGCUUAUGAAAUAAAAUCCACAUUUUUAUAUUGGUGGCAAUUGUUUACCAGUGUAAUAUACCUACAGCUCUAAACUUGGUUAGGAAAAUGACUAAAAUCCAGAGGGAAAAUGCCAUACUAUGGAUUAUGCCACACAUUAAGUGCAUUUUAUUUCACAGCCUGUUUUCAAUACAGCAGUUGGAUAGGUGACUGUAAUUUUAACAAUUAUAUUGCUUGACAGAGGUGUACAUGCAGCAAAUACUGUGGCUACAAAGAGGUUCUUGAUUAUGCCCUGGUGAGAUUUUGUUAUUUAUGGGGGAAAGCAGUGUUGUAUAUAUAUACAGAACUGAGAACCAAGGAGUAGCUAGCCACAGGGUAACAAUUUUAGUCAGAUAUAUGUAGGGGCAAUGCUGGGUAUGUUUAAUGCCUUUUAUAGAGCUUUUACAAUAAUUUGUCCAAUGUUGGGCCUCUAUGAAAAAACUUUUCCCAAGAUACUCUGUCCUGUGAAUUCCUUACCAACAUAAUAGCCUUCCUGGGAUGUUCUUCAUGUGAUCAUUCUGGGUACUUCCUCCCCUCAGCUACAUAAGUAAGCUGUGUAAGGGAGAGAACUAGGAUUUCCACCUUACAGAAAGGUAUAAUAGUCCAAGUCUAAAUACAGCAAUUAUAAAAUGCCUCCAAGCUCAAAGUGGCCACCUUACAAAAGAGAGGUUGCUGAUGCAGCUCAGCUUUGUAGGAUGAGAAUUCUGUUGUUUUUCUACAUUGGGCAUGCCUGGAUCAUUACAUCUGUUCUGGUGUAGACUGUGGGAUUCAUACAGAAAUAUGGGGGUAGGGGGCACCUAUAAUUCUUACUCAUGCACACUAAAAAUGUCAGUGUUCUAACUCAGAAAUGCACCUCCCAUUUUAAUUUGGAAUGAAACAAUAUUUCUUUCAGGCAGUUGGGAAACAUUGAUCUGUGACCCACAUCUUUUCCCUUUUAGGUGGGAAUGGACAUUAUUUUGAAUAAGUCGACAGGAAGGGAUUAAGCAUUGCCUGCCCUGCUGCUUUUCUGUUCUUAACUGUUAAAAAAACAAAUGUGGACAGGAGAAAGAAGCAAACCGCAUGUACCUUAUAGAUUGGCUUUUAAGUGUCGCUAGUGAGAAAUUUCUUCAUGAUAUAUUUGGAAAGAUAUGUCCUGGCAAAGUCAUACAAAGUUAAAACAGGCAUGAGAUAAACUUGUUCAAACUUUAAGCAACAGUUAUGAACUGCCACAGUCAUUUUAUAGCUUGUCAGCUUUCAGUUUGGUUUUCAUGACUUGACAUAACAUCCAGACAAACACUCUGCACUUCAGCCAUGUUCCCUUCCUCAAUAGCAGUUCUCAGAAGUAUCAGUGGUCCUAUAAUUUCUCUGUGUUACUCUGGUUUUAAUUGAUAUUUGUCAAUUUAAAAACAUGAGCAAAGUGGGUUCUUUUUUUAAAAAAUGACACAAAAUUUUGCGUAAUACUUCCAAAUGUACCAUAUUUGUAUGAAGAAUUGUCCCAAGAAUUUUUGUACAAUGAAUUUGCAUUUAUUUAUGGUGCAGUAUAUUUACAGUAGUGGUCAACUAUCGUGUUUGGAUCCAUGAAUCAUAUUUGCUAUGCAGCAGAAAAUGGUAAAUAUUGUUUUGUAUGUUUUGUUCUUUUAUUGUUAAUCAACAGACAUCUUUCACUUCUAUUCAAAAUGCUUCUGUAAUAAGACGCCCUGUGAGUGGUGACAGUGACCUGUCUUGCAACUUCCAACAUUGUGUACAGCAAAGCUGGGAUGAAUCCUCUUAACAAAGGAGGAAAAAUAAACAUUCAGUGGUGUAAACAGAAA